Molecule: messenger RNA, 2769 nt
Organism: Cladocopium goreaui
Lineage: Eukaryota; Dinophyceae; Suessiales; Symbiodiniaceae
Source: the annotation of a GenBank genome assembly
AUGGCCUGUUUCAACCAGGAGGUCACCGAGCCCCUCUGCUGCGACUGCAUCUUCCCCGCGUGUUGGUCUGCACCCUUCACACCGGAGAUUUGUUGUCCGGUCAAUAGCCUUGCUCAGCGCUUCUGGCAGAACAGCAGCAUCUCGGAUGCCUUCGAAAGGCUGUGCCAGCCGCAAGCGGUCUUGAAGUGCAUGGAGACGUCGGGGGCGUCCCAAAUCAAUGGCCAUUUCAGGCCGAGGCUGAUUCACAGCGAGCCCUGUAGCACGAUGGCAGCUGUGGUGGAGCUACUGCCUUCAGAGUGCACCACGCAGCUUCCCAUGGCGUGCCUGCCCGGCUUGACGUGGGCGCGCUGGCACGCCAUCCUGCAUGGUGUGGAUCCGCAUGCAAGCGGCUGGACUCGCAGCAGUCGCCAGUGCUGGAAGGCGUUGGCGGAGCUGCGCAGAACCUAUAAGCAGAUGCAUGCCGUGCUGCAGCUGGACUCCAGGAUUUCAGCUUCUUUUUUCCAUCCUGGAUAUAUGCAGAUGCAAAAAGACUGUUCCAGACUUCGGGCGCGUGAGCUGCGAAAGAUGCUUCCGAAGGCAGCCCAUGCCUUUCGAUCCUCGCGCUCCGAAGAGCGACUCUGGGUGAAACAGCGACCCCGUGUGGGUGUGGUGCUGGCGGUGGCGCAGCAUGAGGCGGCCACCUAUGCGCAUGUGCUCAGUUUGUGGAGAUGUUACUGUGCGAGACACGGCGAUUGCGAGGUGGUGGUCGAGUGGAACAACUUUCUAAAGGCAUGGGACUAUCCGACAGUGAGCAGCGACGAGGGGAGGAGGUACGGCUUGGCGUGGAACCGGUGGUUUGCCUUACAACGCCAUCUGGAGGCCUACGAGUGGGUUUUCACGGCAGAUCCAGAUCAGUUUAUCUCUCAUCAGUGCUUCCUCUCCUAUUCCUUUAGCGAUGUCUUGCGUGAGGCGCAGGUAGCGCAGACGGCUUCGGAGCCACCCGUGAUCGUCAUGAGGGACUUCCCCCACUUUCAUUCCUUGAAUUCCGCGGGCGUGUUCUUCAGAGGAUCCGAGGCGGCACGACUCUUCCUGUCACUGAUGACCAGUCGAAUGUAUUGGCUCGGAAUCGCUGAUUUCGACCAGACAGCCUUUGAUCAAAGCAUCAUCGAGUUCCUGGAUCUUUGGAGAAAUGCCAAGGAAUCAGGGUCCGACUUCUCACAUAGUGCCAAGUGCGUGCGCUUUCAAACGCCCUUUGUGGAUUCUCACGCGAUGACCGACAUGUACUUGGGCUGCUGGCAUGCCUUCAUGCAGCAAAACUUUGGCCCCUUUGGUGCGAGAGGAGGAGAUGUGAAUCCGGAGGCUCCCGUGUGGUUCCUGAAUCCGGAGCGAGUAGAUAUCAACUAUGUCAUGGGUGGCCGUGCAACAGAUGAUGACCCGUUGGUGUGGCACCUUGCGGGGAAGUUGAAAUCUUUGCCCAACCACAGGGGCGAAAAGUUCAUGGAUGUGCUUCUCAAGGACCUGUGGCACAUUCCCGCUGAGAGGCGAAUGGGCGAAGAGACCUGCAGCUGGUGGGAGAGCGUGGCGGAGCAGAACGCCUCGCUCUGUUCUCCCGGGACCAAAGUUGUCGUGGGGUUUAAUCACAUCUUCCGUGGCAAGGGCUACGGUGGUGGAAUGGGCGACCAGAUCUACAUCCAGGGCCAUGCGGCGCCUGGAGCCUAUGCCAGGGCAUAUCUGGAGGGUCGACUGGACCUGAACCACAUCAUGAACUUCCGACAGGAGGUUGGCGGACAAGGCUUGUCAAGCUAUCCUCAUCCUCGGCUGAUGCCAGACUUCUGGGAGAAUCCCACGGUGUCCAUGGGCUUGGGACCGUUGCAGUCCGUGUGCCAGGCGCGCUUCUUUCGCUAUCUCCACCUCCGCGGCCUCGCAGACACCUCUGCCAGUCGCGUGUGGUGUUUCAUCGGGGAUGGCGAAAUGGACGAACCUGAGACCAUCUAUGCCAUUGCUCGUGCGGGCUACGAAAGGCUCAACAACUUAGUGAUGAUUGUGAACUGCAACUACCAGCGCUUGGACGGCCCGGUCCGUGGCAACUCCAAGGUGAUCCAAGAGUUUGAGGGAAUUUUUCGCGGAGCAGGGUUUGAUUGCAUCAAACUCAUUUGGGGCGAUGCUUGGAACGACCUGGUCGACAAUGACCACGAUGGGAAGCUCAUCGAGGUCCUGGAGCGCACGCCCGAUGGCGACUGCCAGCGCUACGCGGCCAAGCAGGACGGUGCUUUGAUCCGGCGAGAGAUCUUCGAGGCCAACGGCUUGGCGGACCGCGUGGCGCACUUCUCGGACGACGAGCUGCUGUCGGCCUUCAUGCUGCCGGGAGGCCAUGAUCACAAGAAGAUCUACGCGGCCAUGUCCCAGGCCGCCAAGAACGCUGAGACGGGCGGCCGCCCCACGGUGAUCUUGGCCAAGACUUUAAAGGGAUUCUCCUUGGCGACCUUCCAGGGCCGCAACACCGUCCAUCAGCAAAAGAGUCUGAAGGUGGAUGAGAUGUUGAGCUUUCGCGAUGUCCUGGAGAUUCCCCUAACAGAUGAGCAGAUCAAGAAUCCGCAGGGGGGUGAGUUCUUCAGGAAACCAGGGCCGGAUUCUCCAGAGGUGCAGUACAUCAUGAACAACAGAGAGAAGUUGGGUGGUUGCUUACCGCUUCGCACUCCUGCCAAGAUCAGUGGCUUGAUCGACUUGCCGGACACCGAGCUGUUCAACCUGCGCCUUGGGCGAAACUGGGGACUGGCAUCGUCUGGCUGA